Pyricularia oryzae 70-15 is the source of this 159-nucleotide messenger RNA. RefSeq lists its product as uncharacterized. The transcript is spliced from 2 exons. The record is from RefSeq and is a predicted model, not a curated record. Lineage: Eukaryota; Fungi; Ascomycota; Sordariomycetes; Magnaporthales; Pyriculariaceae. The coding region runs from base 1 to 159 and encodes 52 amino acids.
AUGGCUGUCAUGACCUCCUUCACUGCUCCUUGCUUCCCGGUCAUCGAGGCUGGACGCAGCGGUUACAACCAGAAGCCCGAUGAGGAGGAUGAGUACCGUCUCCAGGGUCGCUCCGGCUAUAACAAGGGCAAUGACGAUGAGGAGGAGGAGAAGAAAUAA